AUGGCGUCCACUCUUUUUUAUCCCCUGUCUAUCCUUACCCUGUUCACUCUCUUGACGUCUAUUCUCGCCUCCCCAAUGAUGAUCAUGACCGUGCAUCCUCCCAGGCACGCAACAUCCAACGUCUCAUUCGAGUCUGACAUCCCAAUAUACGCAAAAGUAUCCGCCACGGAUAUCCCCUUCCCUAGAAUUCCCACCUACCAAAACAAUAACUCGUCUACGCGCCCCAAGACUCCCCAUCUACCAGGUCACACCCGGUAUCGGAACGACACCACGACAGAAACAGUCCCAGUGGGCACGAUGAUCACGGACUGCGCUGUCCCCGGCACUAUAGCUCUUACCUACGACGACGGGCCUUCUCACUACACGCCGAAGCUGCUAGACGUUCUUCUGGAAUACGACGUCCGCGCUACGUUCUUUGUAAAUGGCUAUCAUCUUCAACAUGAAGAAUACACGGAAUACUUGAAGCGGGCUAGUGAGGAGGGUCAUCAGAUUGCAUCUCAUACGUACGACCACCCUCAACUCCCCUCCCUCGACUACGAUGGCAUCUACGAGCAAAUGACCCGCCUCAGCGCCAAAAUCCGUGACAUUACCGGCCGAGCGCCGACCUACAUGCGGCCGCCUUAUCUAGAAGUCAACGACCUGGUUCUCAGCGUCCUCGGCGACCUCGGAUACCGGGUGAUCUCAGCUAGCAUUGACACGAAGGACUACAAGCAUGACACGCCGUGGUUGAUUGAUCACAGUUACGAGCGGUUCGUCGAGGAAUUGGAAGCCGGCGGGACGAUCGUGCUGGCGCAUGACACGCAUCGACAGACGGUGGAGACGCUAACGAGGGAAAUGCUGGAGGGGACGAAGUUGAGGGGGUUAAAGGCCGUGACUGUGGGAGAAUGCUUGGGGGAGUCAGAGCGUCUUUGGUAUCGUUGA
Molecule: messenger RNA, 921 nt
Organism: Aspergillus affinis
Lineage: Eukaryota; Fungi; Ascomycota; Eurotiomycetes; Eurotiales; Aspergillaceae
Product: chitin deacetylase
Exons: 3
Coding region: 1-921 (306 amino acids)
Biological process (GO): carbohydrate metabolic process
Molecular function (GO): hydrolase activity, acting on carbon-nitrogen (but not peptide) bonds
Source: RefSeq, a predicted model, not a curated record